AUGUCGGCCAACGUUACAGUUGGAGCUGAGAAAGCAAACACAGGACUGACAGCUGUCCCGAAUAAUCCCCAUCAAGUACGCGCAAACACUAUUCAACCCUUCUUACGAAAAGCAAUGGAAAGUCCUAUCAAUAUUGGAGAGAUUCCAGCCAGUCUUUUCUCAGGAAAAUUAGAUUCCAAUCAUAACCUUAGCCUGCAAAAUAGCCAUACCUCUCGUCCUAUUCUCAAAUCGAAUAGCAGAAACAACAUCCUCAUCUACCCAGGCUCUUUCAACCCACCCCAUCUAGGCCACCUCGCCACAAUUCGCUAUUUCUCCGAGCGCCGCGACAAACUUGAUAUCACUGCCAUGUUCAUUUUCGUAGACCCUGGAUCAAUUGUUCAAGGAAAAAAGAAGAAAUGGGGUGAUAUAAUUCUACCACAAGAACUCCGCUACGAACUCUUCUACCGCGUUCCGGAAAUCUUUCAACUGGUCGAAUCUGGAUGGCUUCAGCUUCUUGUAGGAGAUAUGGAUACUCAUAUUAAAGUUUUACGUAUGACGACUGAUCUAAUUUCCGAAGCUGGAUUUGAUGUCAAGCUGGUAGGACUUUUGGGUGGGGAUAAGUUGACGGUAGAAAGUGCUCCACAUUUACAUCCUGGAAGCUUGCAGGAAUGGGGUUCGGUUGAUGAGUUCCUUAUUAUUAAUGCAAGAAGACCCGUCGACUUUUUUGAUUCAAAGAAAGAGGAGAUUCCGAGGAACUUACCGGGCUGUACGGCUUGGGAGAAAGAUCUGGAGGCAGAAGAGGAGAAGACGGAGCACCUCAAUGAGAGUGCAGGUGUGUUGUGGAUAUGUAGGGCUUUGACAGUAGCUGGAAACCCCAUCAUCCGAUUUCGUGCCUCUCAAAGCAGUGCGUCGAAUGGUGUCAGUUCUACCAAGAUUCGACAAAUUAUGGCUGAGGCUCAUAAUGAAGAGCUUAUGGAGGAAUUGAAUGAUAAAGUCAUUAGUGCCGACUUUCUGGUAGAGUGGUUGCUGAUUCAACGGAAGGCAAAGCGGGAGAGCAUUGAUGAAAAGGCAUUUCUUUAG
Messenger RNA from Sclerotinia trifoliorum, 1059 nucleotides. NCBI's taxonomy places the organism in Eukaryota, Fungi, Ascomycota, Leotiomycetes, Helotiales, Sclerotiniaceae. The record is from the annotation of a GenBank genome assembly.